Molecule: messenger RNA, 468 nt
Organism: Psilocybe cubensis
Lineage: Eukaryota; Fungi; Basidiomycota; Agaricomycetes; Agaricales; Agrocybaceae
Exons: 4
Coding region: 1-468 (155 amino acids)
Source: RefSeq, a predicted model, not a curated record
AUGGACAACAAUAUCGUAGCACAAGAGACUCCGCUUCUGAGCGAGAACAAUGAAAUCACAGCAAAGAAAGACUCUGAAGUUCAGAUCGGCGACUCGGAUUCAGGUAUCGCAUUUAUUGCUCAGUUCUUUCACCUGGCGCUGGCGUGCAUUGUAUUUGGGCUUAGCCUAGUAUACCGCGACGAGAUAAAGGUGAACUGCAUCUUCUUGCUGAUCAUUUCUUCGGUCAAACUCUUCGCGUUCAAUGGCCCUGUGCAAGGCAUCAUCAUUCCUCUGGAAAUCGGAUUCUUGGCUGUCGCUGCAGUCUCCUGCAUGGCCACUGCACGCAUCAUCCGUAUCUCUGCGAUCCAGGUUCGCGGAACCAAUCGCGUGCAUGAUCCUAACCACCUUGUUCCCGCGUGGCACUUGGCUACCCUGGAAGAGUCACAGUCUUGCCGUCGCAGAAAGAACAGACAAUUACAAUUGGCUUGA